CACAGUCUUUGUGAAAUGAAGGUUCUUGUGCUUUUGGCAAUUUUCGCGCUAACAGCUUCGGCUGCUCCUCUCGAUGAUGAGGACGACAAUGGACGCGUCAGUGGAGAGAAUGGCUGGUAUGUACCGCAGCUUGAUGGUUCCUUAGUCUGGAUGAGUACUGAAGAAGGCGAAAACCUUUUGGCAGAAUAUGAGAAGAAAGAAGAAAUGGAAGGGCGUGCUUUGAGCCUCUCCCCAGUCACCUACUACCUGUAUACCAAAUCCAAUCAAUAUGACGCACAAAAAAUUACCGCUAACAAGAAAACCAUUUCCAACUCACAUUUCAAUGCCGAUCAUCCAACACGGUUUUUGAUUCAUGGCUGGACUCAGGGUUAUGAAGCCGAUAUGAAUACUCAAAUUCGCGACGCUUGGCUGUCACAUGGUGACUACAACAUUGUCGUUGUUGACUGGGGACGUGCACGUUCUGUUGAAUAUGUCUCAUCCGUCGCUGCUGUUCCCGGUGUAGGAAAGAAGGUUGCCAGCAUGAUUGACUACAUGGCUAGCAAUAAUGGUUUGAACUUGGAUACACUCGAAGUGAUCGGUCACAGUUUGGGUGCUCAAGUUGCCGGCUAUGUUGGCAAGAAUGUCGGCGCUGGCAAAAUUCACGGUAUUGUCGGUCUGGACCCUGCUCUUCCACUCUUUAGCUACGACAAACCCAACAAACGUCUCAAUUCGGAUGAUGCUCACUAUGUAGAAUCAAUCCAGACAAACGGUGGAAAGCUGGGUUUCCUAAAACCAAUUGGUAAAGGUGCCUUCUACCCGAAUGGUGGCAAGAAACAACCAGGUUGUGGUACAGACUUAACUGGUUCCUGCAGUCAUGCACGCUCGUGUAUUUACUACGCUGAGGCCGUACGUGAAAAUAACUUCCCUUCCAUGCGUUGCGGUGACUACGAAGAUGCAGUUAAGAAGGACUGUGGCGGACAAUACAGUGGCGUGAAAAUGGGUGCCGUUUACAAUUAUGAAUUUGUUAGUGGUGAUUACUAUGUUCCAGUGCGCAGCACUGCUCCAUAUGGAUAUGGCAGCUAAAUAAGUCACGAAACUGAUAUGAGUGAAAUCAAAUAAACACAGGGAAAAACGAAAUAAAUUAUAUUCAGUUGUAUUUUAAUAAUAAGAAUUAUUAUAGACUUUCAUUGAAAUAGUUUGUCUAAAUAUAACACCAUCAAUAAACUUGUUUAAUUAUGUCAUCAACAACAA
This is a messenger RNA of Bactrocera tryoni, 1230 nucleotides long. Its product is annotated as phospholipase A1 VesT1.02-like. The record is from RefSeq and is a predicted model, not a curated record. Bases 16 to 1062 code for a protein of 348 amino acids. Gene Ontology annotation, molecular function: lipase activity. The transcript has 2 exons. Lineage: Eukaryota; Metazoa; Arthropoda; Insecta; Diptera; Tephritidae. Gene Ontology annotation, biological process: lipid metabolic process.